AUGGAACCAGACGCUGUGGUUCCGCUCCCAGAACUGAGAAUUGUUCUGCUGGGUUGGAUUCUGUCUGGGAAGAGUUCAACUGGAAACACCAUCUUCAAUAAUGAAAUAUUUCCAAAAGGAAGAACUCAAAACUGCACAUGUCACACUGGUGUAGUGAAUGGCAGAUCAGUAACUGUGUUGGACACUCCAGGCUGGUGGAAGUAUUUCUUCGACCCAGAAUACACACAGGCUGCAAUCUUGGAGAGUGUAGGCCAGUCACGACAUAUGCAGUUCCCUCACGCCAUGAUCUUGGUGGUUCCUAUUGAUACUUCAUUCAAGACUGAACUGAAAAGAAUCAUUAAAGAGUACAUGGUCACUUUUGGAGAAGAUGUCUGGAGACACACCAUAGUUCUGUUCACGUGGGGCGACAGAUUUCCAGACAUCUCAAUCGAGCAGCACAUUGAGAGUGAAGGUGAUGCUCUUCAGUGGCUGAUUCAGAAAUGCAGGAACAGAUAUCAGGUCUUUGACAACACAAACAAGAAUAACCGAGAUCAAGUCACAGAGCUGCUCCAGAAGAUUGAUGAGAUGGUGGCAGAAAACAGUCUGUUCUCCCUCAACCCUCAAUGUGCGGCAGAAGAAAACAUUCAUGACGCUGACACACAACAAGAUGAGGACAUAAGUCUGGAUGCUGACCGUGUGCUGAAGUUACUACAGCAGGAGUUUAACAACAGGUUUAAGGAGAUCAAAAGUCGACUAAAACACUUAGGGAUGGAUUUCACUGAUUGUAUAGAGACUGAAAGUAACCAUAGCAUGUCAGACCCUCCAAACCUCUCAGCUGAUGAGAAACUCACGGAGAAGAUUAGGAGAGAAGUAAGCAGAUGGGAAGUAAUUUUAAUGGAAGCUUUCACGAAAUUAAAGAAUCCUAAAGCAUCAUCUGAUCCACAUGAGAAGGUGUUUUGGUGGCUUCCAAGAUGUGAUAGACACAUCAUUGCUCAAUUUGGAAGAAGCUCCAAUAUUAGCAGUCCAGAAGAUCCAGAGCCCAGUCGUAGAAAAAGACGUAGAAAACAGUUUGCAAAAUGA
Carassius carassius (crucian carp) is the source of this 1059-nucleotide messenger RNA. Its product is annotated as GTPase IMAP family member 4-like. Lineage: Eukaryota; Metazoa; Chordata; Actinopteri; Cypriniformes; Cyprinidae. Bases 1 to 1059 code for a protein of 352 amino acids. Gene Ontology annotation, molecular function: GTP binding. The transcript has 4 exons. The record is from RefSeq and is a predicted model, not a curated record.